AUGGCAACUUGGGUCUAUCCUCCCAUUGCGCCCGAAGAACUUCGCACAGCCGAGGAUAACUCCUUGAGACUUGAGCUUCAAUGGUUCCUCGAGUCGCUGCAACGGUCCUUUCUCCAGUUGAAACAGGGUUUAGAGGACUGUGCCGCUUUAUUGGCCCCCCAAGAGCCUGGCUCAACCCUCGUCUUGUCCUCUCUCAGAUCCGAAUCUGUCAAGGGCUUUGUCAAUAGAGUCGGAACUAAACUUGUCAAAGGGGACAUUCAUCUCAGACUGGUCACUCUUCCGCCCAACACCCCUCGAGGCACAACUACAUCGACGCCUUCCACCCGUCUAAUAUUUUGUGCCUCCCCAACCUCCCCUGACAUUCUUCUUCCCCAACUCCUGACCGUCAAGUCAAUGGUCAAUGACUCCCUCGACAUCAUCGACGUCUCUCGUUGGACUGGUCAUUCAACUGAUUCAUCAUUCAUCUCUGGCCAACUGAAACUUCUCCACGAUCAUCUGCGCGAUGCCAAAGCCUGCUUAAAAGGCCCCAUCCCGGGCUCCGACCAGCCUCCGAUCCCAGGCACUGAUUGGUGGACUGACAGUCCAGAUGAGAAUGUCUUUCAACCACCGCUGGGAGAACAUUUAAGUCUCCAUUUUACCGUCCAGGACGCUAAUCUCGUCUUGACUGUUCGAACUCUAUCCCCGACUUCACCAGGCGGAACUCCCAGCACACCCACUGAUUCCGCAUUCUCACUAUCAGGCUUUAGUCUCCGGAGCAAACUACUCGGCUUAGGUCCUAAACCAGCCAACCACGACGAGAUGGGCGAGAUCUUUGAGUGGCGCGGAAAGCAAGAUGUCGUGGUUAGGGAGAAGGUCCGUGUCGAAACCUCCGAUCCCACUCUAUUGAGUGUCGCCGCCAAGUUGAGCGCUCUCGAACAUGAAAUCGCUCGCUGCCGCUUAAAUCUUGGCAUCAUCCUCACCGGCCGUGUCGAUCAAGACGAUUGA
Molecule: messenger RNA, 984 nt
Organism: Exophiala mesophila
Lineage: Eukaryota; Fungi; Ascomycota; Eurotiomycetes; Chaetothyriales; Herpotrichiellaceae
Exons: 3
Coding region: 1-984 (327 amino acids)
Cellular component (GO): RAVE complex
Source: RefSeq, a predicted model, not a curated record